AUUUCAUUCGUCAUUGCAGCAUGCCUAUGUUUGUUAUGUGCGUUUAGUGAGGGAACGUGUUCCGAAAGCUGUAAAAAAGGCCAUUUUCGCGUCUACAAUGAAAGCAAGGACUGUCACGUCUGCGAACCUUGUCCGGUAAAGAAUAUGCUAGGUAUUCUUUAAUAGGCAAUUUCCGAGUUGCCUCAAGUCUCUGUUUCAAAGCGAUGCUAAAUGCGAAGCCAUUGAUACAAAAUGUUUUUUUUAUCUGCCAAUUUCAUGUUCCCGUGACGCAAUUUGUCUUCCCCACAUUAUUUUGCAUAAGUUUUGUUUUCAGUUCACCAAGGGAUGAUUAGUCGCAAGAGAAAUUUACAACAAUAUUUGUGGGAAAAACAAAUUGCACGAUGGGGAAUGUCAGUGAAGGUCGCAACUGUCCUCGUGCAAAUAAAACUCAUUUUCACAACAAAGGUUGCACUUAGCCUCGUUUUGGAACUCGGAAAUCUUCUAACAAAUUUACUUUUUUACUUAAUUAUUACUACGAAAUGUUUUCCAUGCCACGAAAAAAGAAACUUUGAGCUCUCGAAAAAAAGAAGCAAACCCUAAACUCGCUCUAAGACCCCAUAAAGCCAGCAGUCGGGAGAGGAGACGCUCAUUGUUUGGUCACGCCGUUCUGUAUGCUUUGGCUUCUCUCACCGAAAUAAAGGUGUGGUUCAAUUUUGUCCUUGGACUAAAUUUUAUUUACCCUAGUUGCAAACCCUAAAUAAACUGCAGCUCCUUUAGAUUUCAUCCUUGAUGUUUACCCGCGGAUUUCAUAACCAAUUUCCUAACCCUACUGUGUUAAAACCUAGCUAAAGAUGUCCUCGCAUGUCUUUGGUUUUUACUGUAUUUGUUUCAUUUCUGCUUAAACAGCCUUCUACAUAUAUGGACAAAGAGAAUAACAGUACUAAAUGCCUGCCCUGCUUAGAAUGUAGUUCUCCAAAAGUUGCAAUUGUUGAGUGUAACUCGACUCAGAACAGAGAAUGUGGUUGCCCGCCCGGUAAAUUCUUCUAUGCGGAACUCCUCUUCUGUAGUAGAUGCUCAAAAUGUCCCGUGGGAGAGGGAGUGGUGACAGCGUGUACACCAACAAAUGACACGAAAUGUCAGCCGUGCCCAAAGGUAUGUAUUAUAUUAAACACUUAAAGACUGGUCCCUCGGGAACUUGAGUUGAUUUUGCCUCCCGAGAAUCUCAGUGUUUCCCAAGGCGGAGCCGUCGGAAACAUUUGAAGCUGGAAAUUCAUGAAACCAUCGUUAGCACGAGAAAAGGUAGAAAAAUAUUGAAGUCAACUUGUUUUAUGGGUAUUUGACUUUGUCACCAUCUUUAUAUGUUUUCAUGAUUAACUCUAAGGUUUGCCAAUCAUGUAAAGGCCAUUGUUGAGAGUACCCCGGGCUUUAAUAUAGCGCGAAAAAUGUUAAAUUUACUUUUUUUAUUUAGGGCACAUUUUCUGACGAAAAAAGUUUCGAGCAAAGAUGUAAGAAAUGUUCCAAAUGCAGGGCAUCUCGAAACGAAGUUUUAAAAGAAAACUGCAAUGCGUUCAGAGACACCAUCUGCCGCGAGAGAAUGACAAGUCAACCUACUGUGACGACCACACCAGGUGAGUAGGUAACCUGUGUCUUACCUUGUCGGUUCCUUUAACUCUUGAACGUACACGCAAAGUCAUACCCUCACCGUGGUACGACGGGAUGGGGGGGGGGGGGGUUGAUGCAUGAUGGAACCCUUCCCCAGAGUUUUUGAUAUGCUGCAUUAUUUUGUCAGUGGAAAGCCUUUGAUCUUCUAAACAAGAUGGGGUAUAUUUUAUGAGUAAUGGCGCUGCUCAAGAAUAGCAUCCCAUAGGGAUAAAAUUAAACUUAGCCUGUGUACAGUAGUCCCCUGAUUCUAAAUUUCCGACCAACAUCCCUUUUUCUUGAAAUCUACCGUAUAUGGGAGUAGUGCCACAGGAACCUCUCAAAUAGCUAAGCUGUUAUAUAUGAGUUUGUAUUAUAUCCAAACCGUUAUCUCGUUCUGAUGAUGAAUUCCUCUUUCAGACAGUUCAAAGACCACUCCGCCCAGUAAAGAAGAAGAACCUCAAGAACCUCAAGAACCUCAAGAACCUCAAGAACCUCAAGAAGCUCAAGGAGUCGUAAAAAGAACAAACAGAGAAACGUCCCCGCGAAGUGUUUAUUUAAUUCUUGGCAUCACCUUUGUUGGCCUUAUUCCAGCUGCCAUUAUUAGUGUUGCGUUGUUCUUCGCAAUGAAACGAAGGCGUGAAAGUGGAAAAAACGCAAAUUACCCUCCAGGUAAAGAACAGUAAAAGUCUCGAAAUUUCGUUUUAUCGAUCAGCUAAGGUUAAUAAUUAACGUGGCCAUCGUAACAGAUUAAGGCGGAAUCCAUCACGAAAUAUUGUAAUUUUAAUUUUCAGUGGACGAAAACCUUGUACCAGAAUAAUUUAAAGUAUCCCAUUCUUUUAUAAAUUUUUCAAGGGCUAUAGAUAUAAUUAACACAGAAAAAGAAAAUUUGUUAUGAGAGCGCGAGGAAAUAAAUGUCAAAUUUCACAUAAUGACAUCUUACAAAUGAAUUUUUCAGAAUUUUACAAGGUAAUUUUCUGACCUUUCUUUUCACAACUCUUGUGAAUUUUGACAUUUAUUUUCUCGGGCUCACAUGAGAAAUAGUCUUUGACGUUAUUACAGAUAACUAAUUUUAGUAAAAUCUAACUAGCGGUCUAUUAUCAAUGCUGCGUUCUGAUUGGUUGAGCUACUACUGGGCUGUAUGUUAUAUAGCCCACUAAUGGCCGGAAAAGCGCUGGCUUUGAAAACCAAAACAAUGGCGGCAAAAUCGCGUUUUGCUAGCUAAAGUUGUUUUGUCUCGAUAUUUUUGACCAACUAGUUAGAUUUUACUAAAACAAUUAUUCCUCUCGCCCUCAUGGCCUCUAAAUCAAUAGCCCAUUCGGGCUCGAGGAAUAAUUGUUAAAUAUCCAUAGCCCUUGAAAAAUGUAAAAAAGAAUAAAAAGUGGUCAAGACGACCCGUGGGCCAGCUGCAACGCAGGCCCUGCUGCCAUUACAGUCAGUGAAAAACCAAAUGUUUGUGUUUCUCUUCCCCACGGAAAAUCUACCCCAAGGGUAUUACAGUUAAACCCCCAUUGAGCGGCCACCCUCGGUUACCGGCAAUUGGCCCCUUUAUGGAGAUAUUGGAUGGUCAAUAGAUGUUCAACAUAAAUUAACAUGAUCUUUAUCGCUUUAUUUUGAAACGAACUUGCGACGGGAACUGCAUUACUGGUCCCUAAUUUCUUUAAAAAAAGCUCCUUAAAAGCACAUAAAAUGAUGAGCGAAAAUAUCCAAACCUUUGAAAAUAUUGUGGUCUGGCCCCAUUUAUCAAGCCCUGGUGCAACAAUGUCUCCUACAAACGUUGCAUGAUUGGCUUGUAAUCACAUUCGUACCAGCUGGGGAACGAGAAGAGGGUCAUGUGUGUGGGAGGGAGGGGGGGAAGAGGGGCGCGGCUGUGUUUUAUUGUAAGAUCAAAACCGAGGCCUUCAGGACAGAUAAAAAUUUUCCGGAGCACUACCCUCUUAUCACAAGCUACUGAUCAGUGCUCCCUCUCCCCUCCCCUGCCUCACGGUCUGGAGCAUAGACUCGUGCCUGCAAAACCAUGGGUUUACCGUCUUGGAAUGGUAUUUAUUCUCAGCACUGGCAAUACGUUUUACAAGGAUUUUUCAUUGUCGUAAUUUGCAGAAGAAAAAGGAAUCAGGAAGUACCAUCUUUCAAUUCCAAUGACACCUGUGUCAGGGACACCGAUACUAGCUCGUUACUCGCAGUGCGAAAAUAGCAAGAGUAAGUAGAGUAAUACCUUAUUGGAACUUUAUUUCGUGUUUUUCGAAAUUGUUAAAAAAUCGCGAAAUUUAAUUCCCAUAUGGAAAAUUCAAAUCACAGGGGGAAAAAAAGAUAAACAUGUACCAACAACGAUAUAUACAGGAAAUAUAUCGACAAAUACACCUUAACUGGUAAGUUUCAUUUUGUAUCUUCUGUUGUGAAAUAACGUACGUUAAUUCGCGAAUUCAGUAGGCAAGUAUGAAAAAGGGCAUUAAAUUUCGCGAUUCAAGUGUUCUCAAAUUUAUUUUAUUUUUCAAACGUCUGAAGUUUUUAAAAUGUCGACAUAAACUGGAACAAGCAAAAUGCUAAAGACCCCCGAAAUUAAAUAACAAUAAGGUAUCAUUUCGUUGCAGACAAGAUGCUUGUUCGGGACCUACCUGGAAAUGUGAUCAUCGAAUUAGGAAGACUCUUAAAUCCCAGGUCGUAUAACAACUGGGCAAAACUUGCAGGACGCCUGGGAUUCACAAACAACCAUGUCAAAAACUUCGAACUGGAGCCCGAGGAAGCGACGCAAUCUCUUUUGAGCGAGUGGAGUCAACAAGAUGGGUCGACUGUCGAUGUUCUCGUCAGAAUUUUAAAGGAAAUGAAACGAGACGACUGUGUCCAAGUCCUGCAAGAAAAUAAUAACAAAACC
Porites evermanni is the source of this 4489-nucleotide messenger RNA. The record is from the annotation of a GenBank genome assembly. NCBI's taxonomy places the organism in Eukaryota, Metazoa, Cnidaria, Anthozoa, Scleractinia, Poritidae.